AUGGAGGAGGAGCCUACGAGAGCUAGAGAAAAGGCGCUGCCUAUCAGGCGUCCAGUCAUAGCAGUGGACGAGAAGAGAGGACAGGAGAAGACAUUGAGGAAUGUGGAGGACACCGGACACGGCUCGCCACCUGCCGCCAUCAGCCAUUGUCCCACCGAGACAGUAUCACACUCCAUUCUACAGACAAUGAUGAAACAUCUACCUGAAUGCUUCUUGGUCCUUUCAAUAUUUCCUUCUCUACUUCUUACAGGAGGAGAGGAUGUCCCUGUCAUACUGAAUGGUCUUAUAAACCAAUCCAUCCCAAUGUCACUGAGUGGAGGUCCAUCAGAUCCUGUACGUCUAGUAAGCUGGAACUUCAAAACAACCCUAUUGGUGACUUACACAAAUAAUCAGAUUAUUGGUAUAGAUGAAAAGUUUAGAGGAAGACUGGAGAUCCUGAAUGAUGGGAAAGUGCUGAGGAUUGGACAUCUGAGACUGGAGGACAGUGGACUGUAUACUGCAACUAUAAUUUUUACCAACAACGCAAACUAUCAGAAAGUCUACAACCUCACUGUGUAUGAACCUGUUCCUACCCCGUCCAUAGUAGCUGAAGAGAGGAAGGACAGCCCUGAUUGGUGCAAUGUGACUCUUCGUUGUUCGGUCCCAACAAACAAAUCGUCAUUAUCCUAUACCUGGAAAUACAGACAUGGAGGCUCUGAUUAUCAGCUGUAUAAGAAUUCUGGAGACACAAUCCAGAUGUCACUGCAAGCGGAGUCCAGGGAGAUGGAGGUCCUGUGUAUCAUACACAACCAGGCUGACAUGAAAAAUAUUUCUCUACGUAAUCUCUGCCUGGAUCAUAGUGUGAACGUCAAAAGUGCUGGAGAUCUAACCUGUUGGAUACAAUUGUACAUCUACAUACCCAUUCUGAUUAUUCUGUCAUUAUCUCUGCCUUUUCUGUGUUUACUGAACAGGAGGAAACCAGAAUAAAAGUAAGUACUUAUAAAAUAAUUUUUAGCAC
Messenger RNA from Rana temporaria (common frog), 997 nucleotides. Its product is annotated as SLAM family member 9-like. Lineage: Eukaryota; Metazoa; Chordata; Amphibia; Anura; Ranidae. The coding region runs from base 1 to 966 and encodes 321 amino acids. The transcript is spliced from 6 exons. The record is from RefSeq and is a predicted model, not a curated record.